Molecule: messenger RNA, 763 nt
Organism: Rhizophagus irregularis DAOM 181602=DAOM 197198
Lineage: Eukaryota; Fungi; Glomeromycota; Glomeromycetes; Glomerales; Glomeraceae
Source: RefSeq, a predicted model, not a curated record
AUAAAGUUGUACUUUUUAUGAUAGGAUUGAUAGCGUAUCCUGCACACCAGAUAUUUGUUAAUCGACAUCGAUUUGCGUAUUUAUUUUGUAAAUUAUAAAUAAAUUGAGUUCUAUAAAUUUCCCGGUAUGCCCCCAAAGAAGAUGACACCAUACCAAUUCAAAAAAGGCCUUACUUAUGUCAAGAAGGUUCCAAAUUUCCUGCAAGGGCUAACCUCUCAUACAAAUGAUUAUAUUGAUGAUGAACAAAAAGCAAGUGAAGAUUUCAGUGAUAAAGAACCUUCGGAUGAUGAACUUAAUGCGACAAGAGAAGAAGAAAGACCUCAAAUUGUAGUAUUAAAAGAAGGAAAACAUAUGAGCGAGGGAGAAGUAAGAUCGUAUCUGGAUUCUAGGAGAAAAUCUAAAGAAAAGGACUCUUCCUUGGUGGAAAAUAAAGAAAGUGAUAUCGACGAUAAUAUUCCAACUGUAGAUGAAAAAACUGGAAAAAUUCUUUUUCGUAAACCGAAAACGAAAAAUACAAACAAAUCAGAAACAGUCGUGGGCUCUCAUUCAAAGGCAAAAAAUGAAUCUAAAGUGCCAAUAAAAGCAAUUAAUGAGGUCAUCGAUGGCAUGAAGCGUAAACGCAAUAAUGAAAUUGAAAAUGAUAAAUCUGGAAAAAAACCUAAAACGGCGAAAAAGAAAUCACAAUCUCAUUUGAGUUUUAAUAACGAUGAGAUAUUAUAAUAUCCACCAAUAAUGUUAUUGUUGACAUUGUUGAUCAAAUUUU